AUGGUAAAAGAGGACGAGACUCCUUGUGCUUCAAAAGAAGCUCCAACAACCAAAGCUAAGGGUAAAGCAAAAAAAUUAAAUCUGGGAGUAAAGGAAGCAUGUGAAGAAGAAGAAACAGCUGUUGAUGUGGACAGACACGCAAUUGUAGCUACUGUCGCUGAGGCCAAAUUACCUGCUUUCUGGAAAAAUAAACCUGAUUUAUGGUUUAUACAGGUUGAAUCCAUAUUUAGGUCCAAAGGAAUCAGAAGUGAUAUAGCGAAAUAUGAUGCUGUAGUGGGAACAUUCGACUCAGAAACAAUAGAGUUGGCUACGGACAUUCUUAGAAAUCCACCUGAAGAGAAUAAGUAUGAAUACCUAAAGGAUCAUCUAAUUAAACGUCUCACGCAGUCUAAGGAAAAACAAAUGCAGACUCUAAUAAAUGAUCUCCAAUUGGGGCAACUUAAACCAACUCAACUACUAUUAAAAAUGAGAGAGCUUGCUCCUCAUCUUGAUGAUGAGUAUCUUUCUUCGAUGUGGAAAAAUAAGCUACCACAACACGUACGAGAACUAUUAACAGUAACUGAUAAUGCUGAUCUUGCGACUUUAGCUCGAGUAGCUGACAAUAUCAUGGAUCAGAAAAGUCAAAAUGAUGGUUAUGUUAUGGCUGCAAAUGCCAAGUCAAAAACGUCAGAAGACUUAAUAGACAAACGUAUCAGCAAAUUGGAGGAUUUAAUUCUUUCAUUUACAAAUGAGAUUAAAGCAAGAUUAGAUACGGUAGAGAAGAUGGUCAACCAACGAUCAAGAUCUCGUUCUCGUUCCAAAACACCAGGAAUAGUUGAACCCUGUUAUUAUCAUAAGAAAUUUGGAGAAGCAGCAACUAGGUGCGUGUUUGGUUGUCCAUUGAUGGAUAAAUUCCUGUCAAAAACAAAACAGGAAAACUAA
Molecule: messenger RNA, 921 nt
Organism: Chelonus insularis
Lineage: Eukaryota; Metazoa; Arthropoda; Insecta; Hymenoptera; Braconidae
Exons: 1
Coding region: 1-921 (306 amino acids)
Source: RefSeq, a predicted model, not a curated record